CUGGAAGGAACUACAAUCAAUUUAUUAAUAAUAUCAUUUAGUUUGGUUUAGGUUCAAAUAACCUUGGAAAUGUUAUAUGGUAUACUUCAUAUAAUAAAAUUAUGUUUCAGAUAUCAAUGUAGUAUUGAGCUGCUAUGGGUGAGGAGAUUGCUUCUAUUCCAUGUGUUCAAGAGGAGCUGAUCUGGAUCAAACAAGAAAAAGAGGACACAUAUGAGGCAGAGGAAUGCUAUGAAGCUCUUGAUGAAAGUUGGGCAGAGCAUGGCGAUCCUCUGGACAUAGGAGAUGGAACUAAUGAGGAUAAUGAAGAUAACGGAGAACAGUUGUGGAUCAAGCAAGAGGCAAUCGAUGUUUUAGAAGCAGAAAUUUUAGAAGGCUCUAUUGAUGGGAACUAUACAUGCUUUCACUGUGGAAGAAAUUAUUGUAGUAUUUCUAUCUUAAGAGACCAUAUUGAAGCAUUACAUAUACCAAGAUUAAAUAACAGAAAAGCCCUCUGUUAUGAAAAAAGCAUUAUUUGCAAUGAAAACCAAGGUGCUAUUACAAUAUCGAGUCUUCAUAAAAUAGCUGUAUAUGAUGACAAAAAGGAUGGGAAAAAGACAUACCAGUGUCCAUACUGUAAUAAAUUAUGUUCACAAAUCGGUAACUUAAAAAUUCAUAUUUUAGCUGUACAUACAAAAGAUAAACCGUACUCAUGCCCGCACUGUGAGUACCGAUCAAGUUCAGUCCACCCGUUAAGGCACCAUAUUUCUGUGAAGCAUAGGGAAAAGAAUUACUUUCAUUGUUCUUACUGUAGUUAUAGUAUCGGUACCAACAGAGAGUUAAAGAUACAUGUGAAAACUACUCAUAAAACUAAUAAAUAUUUUCCUUGUAAAUAUUGUGGAAAGGCAUUUGGUACUGCUGGUCAUUUAAAACAACAUAUCAGUGCGAUACACAGUGGAAAGUCAUAUCAAUGUUCACAUUGUGACUAUAAGACGGGUAGGCCUACGACACUGCAAUGGCACAUAAUGUCAAAACAUACAAAUGAAAAACCUUACAAAUGUCGUUUCUGUUCUUAUGGAACUGUGCUAAAUUCUAGACUGAAAGUUCACGUUCAGAAUAAGCAUUCGAAUAAGAGACCGUUUCAUUGUACACAUUGUGAAUUCAAGACGAACGACUCCUACACACUGAAACGACACAUUCAAGGUCAACACGAAUUCUAUAAACCUUAUGUGUGUACUUAUUGUGAUUACAGUUCGACUCACUCAAGUACUUUGAAAUCACAUAUAAUGGCUAGACAUACUAACGAAAAACCUAACCAAUGCCCUCAUUGCGAAUUUAGAAGUGUUGAAGCUGGUGCUUUGCGGCGUCAUAUUAUGGCCAAGCAUACUAAAGAAAAACCUUAUAAAUGUCAGUAUUGUGAUUAUAAGUCAAGCCAAUCUGUUCACUUAAAACAUCAUAUAGUUGCGAGGCACACUGAUAAAAAACCUUAUCAAUGUCCGCAAUGUGAAUUUAAUUCCAGCUGGCCAGGUCCAUUAAAACAUCAUAUAAAGUCAAAGCAUACUGAUGAACAGUCUUACCAGUGCCCUUUUUGUGAAGUUAGAGUCAGCCAACCUGGCAAUUUAAAACGUCAUAUUAAAUCAAAACAUAAUGAACAGAUGACUAAUGAUUAAUUAAUGAAAGACUGAUAAGAUAUAGUAUUCUGAAUAUUCAAUGUCAAGGUUGUUGAUAUAUAAAAUUGAUGCUCUUUCACAAAGUUCAUCUUACAGUAUAGC
This is a messenger RNA of Nezara viridula (southern green stink bug), 1748 nucleotides long. The record is from the annotation of a GenBank genome assembly. Lineage: Eukaryota; Metazoa; Arthropoda; Insecta; Hemiptera; Pentatomidae.